AUGGCUUCUUCUUCUUCCUUUCAUUUUAUUCUGUUCUGUUCUCUAUUCAUUGCAGCGUCGACGUUGUCGUCAGUCGCCACAACCUCUUUUCGACCAAAAGGGCUUCUUCUUCCGGUCACCAAAGAUGCUUCAACCCAACAAUACCUUACCCGCAUCAACCAAAGGACUCCUCAGGUGCCCUUGACCUUAACCGUCGACCUCGGCGGCCAUUUGUCAUGGGCAGACUGUGAAAAAGGUUUUGUUUCCUCCACCUACCGUCCAGCUCGUUGCAAUUCAGCUCAAUGCAAAGUUGCUUGGGAUACUGUUUGUCCAAACUGUCCAGUCAAGCCAGACUGCAUCAACAACACAUGUGGCAUCGCACCAACCAACACCGUCAACGGCUUGGCCGGAGGAAGCGGUCAGCUGGGAGCAGAUGUGGUGUCCAUCCAAUCCAACGACGGUCGGGCUGUCUCACUAUCAAACUUUCUCUUUAUUUGUACCUCCACAUCUGUCUUACAAGGUCUUGCUAGUAGUUCCAAGGGCAUGGCUUGCCUUGGAAUGAAUAAAGUUACUCUUCCUUACCAACUCGCCACGGCUUUUAGAUUUCCUCGGAAAUUCGCCAUUUGUUUGAGUUCAUCAACAAUUUCUAAGGGUGUCAUAUUGUUUGGUGAUGGACCUUAUAUGUUCCUUCCUAAUGUUGAUGUCUCAAACUCCCUUAUCUACACCCCACUUAUCCCCACCUCUGCGCCUUACGUCAUUGGAGUAAAAUCUAUCCUAAUCAACCAAAAGGUUGUCCCUAUAGACCCUGGAUUAAUAUCAGGUUACAAUGAGAUCCAAACUCAGAUCAGCACUGUCGAUCCUUACACACUCAUGCACACUUCGAUAUACAAUGCUUUUAUUGAGGUUUUCAUCAAGGAGUUCCCGAGCGCCACUAGGGUUGCGUCCGUGGCUCCUUUCGGGGCAUGUUUUAGCUCCAAGAGCAUUUCCAGCACCCGUGCUGGCCCGGCUGUGCCACACAUUGAUCUCGUGUUGCAGAACAAGAAUGUGUACUGGAGGAUCUUUGGAGCAAACUCGAUGGUGCGGGUCAGCAACGAAGUGUUGUGUCUAGGGUUUGUGGAUGCUGGUACAGAGACUGGCUCUUUGAUGGUGCUCGGAGGGCAUCAGAUUGAGGACAAUUUUCUACAGUUUGAUCUUAAGGCAAACAGACUAGGGUUCAGUUCUUCAUUGCUGUUCCGACAGACAACAUGUGCCAACUUCAACUUUACAUCUCAUCUUUAG
This is a messenger RNA of Cornus florida, 1257 nucleotides long. RefSeq names its product probable aspartic proteinase GIP2. The coding region runs from base 1 to 1257 and encodes 418 amino acids. Gene Ontology annotation, biological process: proteolysis. Gene Ontology annotation, molecular function: aspartic-type endopeptidase activity. The record is from RefSeq and is a predicted model, not a curated record. NCBI's taxonomy places the organism in Eukaryota, Viridiplantae, Streptophyta, Magnoliopsida, Cornales, Cornaceae. The transcript has a single exon.